Molecule: messenger RNA, 2861 nt
Organism: Momordica charantia (bitter melon)
Lineage: Eukaryota; Viridiplantae; Streptophyta; Magnoliopsida; Cucurbitales; Cucurbitaceae
Product: RING/U-box superfamily protein
Biological process (GO): ubiquitin-dependent protein catabolic process
Cellular component (GO): nucleus
Molecular function (GO): ubiquitin protein ligase activity
Source: RefSeq, a predicted model, not a curated record
GUCACGAGAAGGGAAGAAAGAGAAUGGAGGUGAUUGGAUGGCCUCACCAUCGUCUUCUUCGUCGUUCUUGAAUUCAACCUGUGGGCUUCUCGCUCUUCUGGAUUUGAACGAGAAACACGCCGAGAGUAUGGAGGAGAUGGAGACUGAAUGGAUUGUGGAUGUUCCUGAUACACCUGAUCGGUUAGCUGCCCGGCAAAUUACCGGCAGACAGUUUGUUCAGACGGAGACCGGUACAUCUUUAUCUAAUCGUUUGAGAAACCCUGACUUCAUGACACAAAAGAGGAUGAAUGGCACGAAGGGAAUGGGGGUGCUGGUCAGUGAAAAUGGGCACAAAUCAAAAUUAGAUAGUAGUCCCAAAAAUAUUCCUGGUGAUGAUUUUAAGGGCCGUAGGAACACCUUUAUUCUUUCACCAAGAGAGAAUUCUUAUGCAUCACAAAACUGUCCUUUACUUAGAAAAGGUGGAAGGGAAAAAUAUUCAUGUCAGGGGCCAAAAUUGACACCAUUUGCUUGCCCUCGCCGUGUGGAUAAAGGGAUAAAUAUAUCUGUUGAAUCUCCUUCCAAACAACCUCCUUGUCAAGAAAAUACUGUUGUUCCAAAAAUAAGAGAACAUGACCAUAACUAUAAACCUCAGACGGUUUAUCAUCAUGUUACAGCUAAGGAUUGUAUGACGGAGAACACAUUGAUUGAACAAUCUGCACGUUACAUGCCAAAUGCUCCAAAGAAACCCAGCAUCAACCUUAAAGGGAAGGAAAAAGUUAUUGAGGAAUCAUUCCAAGAUGUUGGUUUAUCCAUGAUUCAUAGAAGGGGAAUAGAAAAAUCCAAUGACACUAAUAAUCGGCAUGAAAAGCAAGUUUUGGAUCCUCAUCAUUCCACUAGCUCCCCAAGAGCUGCCGGACAUAAAAGGUUAGUACGGAAUGGUUGUAUCUCGCCUUAUAAUAUAGCAACAAAGACGAAAAAUUUAGCUGAGCAGUAUGAAAAGAGUUCUAGAGCUGUCGAUCAAAGUGAUUUAGGGAACAUGCCAUCAAGCAGUCCAUCUUGUCUGAUAGAUAUAACAGAAAUAGUUGCUGAAGACAAUCAUAGUAUCAAAGAGAAAGGAAAAGGGAUCAUGCGUCGGCCUUCUAUGUCACAUGAUGAUGAUGAUGUUAGAGUUAUUUGUGCAUCUAGCAGUGACACUGAAAAGGCUGUUGGAGCUAAUCCAGCCGGAAGUUCCAGGUUAGAUACAUCUGAACGUUCUGAAGAAACAGGUGCUUGGAGAAGAACACAUAUUCAUUCAAGGAGAGGGAUUCCCUUGCUUAAUCCAUCUGGGAGUUCCUUUAGAAAAAUAGAUAAUGUUGGAAGAUGUUCUAAUGGAAAAACUGAAAUUGUGCUGGAGAGACAAAUCGCUAGCAGGCAAGAACGUGGAGCUGAAAGUGAUUUUGCAGGAAAUGCUGGUACAACUCGAAGGGCUUCCAGCAUUGUACCCAAGAUAGACCAGACAACUGGGCCAACGCUCUCUGAAAGGAAACUAAACAAAAGGCAAAAGAAACAUGGAUCAACUUCACAGAUUAAUACUUCAUGCCAUAUUUCAGAUGUGGUGUGCCUUGAUACAUCUGGGGAGUCUUCAAAUUCAGGGUCAACUAGACUCCAGAGCCGAAAAAUUCAUGAUAAUUUGAACGAAGUUAUUGAGGUUGAUGAGUUGUCACCUGAAAUGAGACACCCUGUCUCCCAGACUGUUGGUUGCUCAAAUGAUGAUCACUCAGAUGCCAUGGCAAGACAACUUGAAGCUGAUGAGAUAUUGGCUCGUGAACUUCAGGAACAAUUAUAUCAGGAGAUGCCUAUUGGAGGAGUAGAGAUUGAUGAACAUUUAGCUAUGGCACUGCAGCAGGCGGAGCAUGGGCUUCUUGCACCUUCUCGCCGAACUUACAAUAGUCAGAGAGGCUCGUUGGUAGCACAGGCAAAUAGACGUACUCGAUCUCAAUCUUCACAAAGUAAUUCUAAUAGAACCAGGGCUCGAGUAACCCACUCUGCACGAAUGGCACAACUGAGGAAUCAAUUUUUUGGUGGCUCUCAUAGAGUGGCAACUAGACCAAGGAAUAUAAAUUUUCCUAUGAAUAUGGAUAUGGAUAUGAGGCUUGAUAUAUUGGAAGCACUGGAGGCUGCAGUUGGAGAUAUGGAAGGUGUGAGAGUGAAUAGGGACAUCUUUCACAUCCAGCGUGAUUUCAACGAAAAUGAUUACGAAAUGUUGCUGGCCCUUGACGAGAACAAUCACAGCCAUGCCGGUGCAUCAACCAACCGGAUUAAUAGUUUGCCACAAUCUACAGUACAGACUGACAGCAUGGAAGAAGCUUGUGCAAUCUGUCUUGAUGCACCGACCAUCGGAGAUGUCAUUCGCCAUCUACCAUGCUUACACAAAUUUCAUAAAGAUUGUAUCGAUCCAUGGUUACAAAGACGAACAUCGUGCCCGGUUUGUAAGUCGUCCAUCACUUGAUAUGAAUGAUGAUUUCGGGCCAUUACAGAUCUGCACACGCUCUUACUCUUUUUUGGAGCCAAGCUUGUUAGAAGGUUUUUCGCUUGAGCUCGGGAAGUCGGAAGCGUAACACUCCAAAGGUGCAAUUCUCCAUCUGUGGGGAGGAAAGUAAAAUUUCCAGCUUGAAUGGGUGGAAAUGGUUUUGAAUGAUCUGGUGGAGAAGAUGCAGAAUUUGUAUCUGUGGCAGAUUAUAAUUUUAUAAGUUAGCUCAUUGCCAUUCUGUAGAGCAAGCAAAUCUAAUUAACGAUGAACUUGUGAAAUUUAUUGGUCACGCUUGGAAUGCCCAAAAUUCAACAGCAAGAUUUACAUUUAAAUAGUUGUUAAUCAUUCUGUGGAAGUGAAAUUUUGUUUGUCA